AUCUCGCGAUGCAUCGCAGUUGCUAUUCACCAAGAAGAGCGUACGCAUUUGCUUUGACGUUCUUGCGUUUUCUCAUGUUGCCAUUACGUCCAAUGCUGUGCGUAUCCCACUCGGUCUCACUAGCUCGGUAACACUCGGUAACAUUACUACUACUUUAGCUUUAGUUGGGAGCUGCUGAGUUCCGGUUGAGAGAGGCUAUGUCAAGCGGACAAGUGUUGGUUAGUGAAGCAGACGGGAACGGAGGAAUAAUGGCUCUACAGAAGAACCUGGAAGGCUAUGUGGGCUUUGCAAAUCUUCCCAACCAAGUUUACAGAAAAUCUGUGAAGAGAGGUUUUGAAUUCACACUCAUGGUUGUGGGGGAAUCUGGCCUGGGGAAGUCGACGCUGAUCAACUCUCUCUUCCUCACAGACCUAUACUCCCCUGAAUACCCGGGUCCUUCGCAUAGAAUUAAAAAAACUGUACAGGUGGAGCAGUCGAAGGUCCUGGUAAAGGAAGGAGGAGUGCACCUUCUGCUCACCAUCGUUGACACCCCCGGCUUCGGGGAUGCCGUUGAUAACAGUAACUGCUGGCAGCCGGUCAUCGACUACAUUGACAGUAAGUUUGAGGAUUACCUCAACGCAGAGUCCCGGGUCAACAGGCGGCUGAUGCCCGACAGCAGAGUGCAGUGCUGCCUGUAUUUCAUCGCUCCGUCCGGACACGGACUGAAGCCCCUCGAUAUUGAAUUUAUGAAACGGCUACAUGAAAAAGUAAACAUCAUCCCCCUCAUCGCAAAAGCAGACACAAUGACUCCUGAGGAGUGUCAACAGUUCAAGAAACAGAUCAUGAAAGAAAUCCAGGAGCACAAAAUCAAAAUCUACGAGUUCCCAGAGACAGAUGAUGAGGAGGAGAUGAAGAUGGUCAGGAAAAUCAAGGACCGUUUACCGUUGGCUGUAGUCGGUAGUAACACCAUCAUCGAGGUCAGUGGGAAGAGAGUGCGCGGGAGGCAGUACCCCUGGGGUGUGGCUGAAGUGGAAAACGGAGAGCACUGUGACUUUACGAUCCUCCGGAACAUGCUGAUCAGGACCCACAUGCAGGACCUAAAGGAUGUGACCAACAACGUUCACUAUGAGAACUACCGCAGCAGGAAACUGGCCGCAGUCAACUACAACGCUGUGGACAACAACAAGAACAAGGGACAGCUCACCAAAGCUGAGACGGCUGAUGGCAUGAGUCCUCUAGCCCAGAUGGACGAGGAGCGGCGGGACCACGUGUCCAAGAUGAAGAAGAUGGAACAAGAGAUGGAACAAGUGUUUGAAAUGAAAGUGAAAGAGAAGCUCCAGAAGCUCAGAGACUCUGAGGUUGAGCUCCAGAGACGACAUGAACAGAUGAAGAAGAACCUGGAGGCCCAGCACAGAGAACUGGAGGAGAAACGUCGCCAUCACGAGGAGGAGAAGGCCAGCUGGGAGGCCCAGCAGAGGAUUCUGGAACAGCAGAAACUAGACGCCUCCAGGACCUUGGAGAAGAACAAAAAGAAGAAGAUAUUUUAAGAACUCUGGAGGACCUUCGUGAAGUUACAGUGUAUUAUUUCGCCAACCUGUCAGCCCUUGAUUGUCAGAGCAUCCGUCAGUAAACUCCAUCCACCACGUUACUGUGUAAUAAUCAAGUGACCGCCAGGGGGCAGUGUUGUCUGGACUCUGAACUUAACCAGUCGUUCUCUGCUCACCCUCAUGUUCCUCCUAAGACUUGUUCUCUCUGUAUUGGUUCCGUGUGCGGUCCAGGUUUGGGUCGCACACAGCUCACAA
Etheostoma cragini (Arkansas darter) is the source of this 1781-nucleotide messenger RNA. Its product is annotated as septin-7. The transcript has 15 exons. The coding region runs from base 198 to 1526 and encodes 442 amino acids. Gene Ontology annotation, biological process: cytoskeleton-dependent cytokinesis; cilium assembly. The record is from RefSeq and is a predicted model, not a curated record. Lineage: Eukaryota; Metazoa; Chordata; Actinopteri; Perciformes; Percidae. Gene Ontology annotation, cellular component: microtubule cytoskeleton; septin ring; septin complex. Gene Ontology annotation, molecular function: GTP binding; GTPase activity; molecular adaptor activity.